CUGCAAAUUAUACUCUCUGACUAGCUCUUUCACCUGUGUGCAAAAGAAACAAAGUUUACUUUCAGUUUCAAAGGGUUCUGCUUUUGUUCCCGUCUGCUUGAUUUUUGUAUCUGCUUACUCACUACAAAACAAACCUUAAGCAAGCGAUAAUCAUGUCUCAUGACAGAAAGCAUAUUUAAAGAAAACUGAAACCUCUGCAGAGGGAACUUCUCCAGUUGACCACUGGAUUCCUGACUAUAUGAAGCAUCUGGGAACCUUUGCUACAUCCAGACUUGGUAAGCCUGGCCUGUCUUCUGUUGUGCAAAAGAAGAGUCCUGCCUCAGGAUCACAACAAUUUAACAGUUUAAGAUGCUGACAGUGGGCCGUGUUUUACUGCUUAUGGUAGCAGCAUCUGUUGCCAACAUAGGAAAAGAUCCUACCCUUGAUUCAGACUGGGAACACUGGAAGACAACCUACCAAAAGCAGUACAAUAGUGAGGAAGAAGAGCUUUUCAGGCGCCUGAUCUGGGAAAAAACCCUGAAAAUUGUUACAGUUCAUAACUUGGAAGAGUCAAUAGGAAUGCAUUCAUACACAAUGGCUAUGAAUGGCCUUGCAGACAUGACGUCUGAGGAAAUAACAGCUACCAUGACAGGGCUCAGAGUAUCCAACUCAGAAAUGGAUAACCUUACAGUUGAUUGGCCUGGAGAAAGUGUUCAGAUCCCAGAUGGCAUUGACUGGAGGAAGAAAGGUUAUGUCACCAGUGUAAAGAACCAGGGAUCCUGUGGUUCGUGUUGGGCGUUCAGUGCUGUGGGGGCCUUGGAAGGACAACUGAAGAAGAAAACAGGGCGUCUGUUGUCACUUAGUCCCCAGAACCUAGUAGACUGUACCAGGAGCUAUGGCAACGAUGGUUGCAGCGGAGGCUAUAUGACUAAUGCUUUCAGAUAUGUUAUAGACAACAAUGGCAUUGAUUCAGAAAAGUCCUACCCAUAUGAAGGUCAGAACAAAAAUUGCCGUUAUAAAACUUCUGGACGAGUUGCCACCUGUGUCAGCUAUAAAACAGUCCCCAUGGGAAAUGAAACUUACCUUGAAAAGACAGUGGCUUCAGUGGGACCAGUAUCUGUUGCUAUAGAUGCAAGCUUGAGCUCCUUCCACCACUACCACAAGGGUGUAUACUAUGACCCAAACUGCAAUCCUUCAAAUAUAAACCAUGCCGUUCUUGUUGUGGGAUAUGGUGUAGACAAAGGUGUACCAUACUGGCUUAUCAAAAACAGCUGGGGAACCAGAUGGGGUGCUAAAGGCUAUAUUCGGAUGGCAAGAAACAGAGGCAACCUUUGUGGAAUAGCUUCACUUGCCAGUUAUCCACUGAUGUGA
Pelodiscus sinensis (Chinese soft-shelled turtle) is the source of this 1350-nucleotide messenger RNA. Its product is annotated as cathepsin K-like. The record is from RefSeq and is a predicted model, not a curated record. Gene Ontology annotation, molecular function: cysteine-type peptidase activity. Lineage: Eukaryota; Metazoa; Chordata; Testudines; Trionychidae. Gene Ontology annotation, biological process: proteolysis.